This is a messenger RNA of Calliphora vicina (urban bluebottle blowfly), 1641 nucleotides long. It is a transcript of the gene Pur-alpha, whose product is annotated as Purine-rich binding protein-alpha. The transcript is spliced from 10 exons. NCBI's taxonomy places the organism in Eukaryota, Metazoa, Arthropoda, Insecta, Diptera, Calliphoridae. The coding region runs from base 514 to 1386 and encodes 290 amino acids. Gene Ontology annotation, cellular component: nucleus. The record is from RefSeq and is a predicted model, not a curated record. Gene Ontology annotation, molecular function: purine-rich negative regulatory element binding; RNA polymerase II transcription regulatory region sequence-specific DNA binding; DNA-binding transcription factor activity, RNA polymerase II-specific. Gene Ontology annotation, biological process: regulation of transcription by RNA polymerase II.
AACAACCUAUUUGUCAAUUAAACAAAGCUCCUAGUUUGAAAGUUUAUCGGGACUGCAUUUGUAUUAGAUUGACACACGAAAUUAGAAUGUAAAUUUAAAAUUAAGCUACGGUCGAAAAUAAGUGCGGUGAAUGGAAAUGUAAAUAAAAAUAUUGCCGAAGGAAAGAAACGGAUCGAUAAAUAAUAAAAUCAACAAAACUACAAUAACGCUGUUAACGAAAAGGAAGUUUGUAAUCGAAGUGGCACAUUGUCGGAUUUCAUCAUCAGCCAGUGACAAAGGAAACAUUUGAAUCUGUACGUAGUAUUUCAUAUUUAUAUCAACAUCUUAUAGUUCACGCAUAAAGCGAUCGAUAUAAAAAGAAGCUUCGGGGUGGUCAGAAGGAUUGAUCAUGAGAUGAACUUGUAUAACUGACAAAGAUGUGUUAACAAUAAAUUACAAUAAAAUAUACAACCUGUUUAUUUGAAGACAUUUCGCCAAACGUAAGGCAAGAAUUGAAGGAAUAUUAGGAAAAGAAUGUCAGAGAGCGGCAGUGGCGAGGAAGGAAUAGCAGGAUCAAAAUAUAAUGCUCCCAGCAACAUGGAAGCGGCAGGUCGCAAUGAAUUUGAUUCAACAGUCAAAGCUCAUCAGGGCCAAACCGAACAGGAAUUGGCAACAAAAAUGCUGCAAAUACAAUCGAAACGGUUUUAUUUAGAUGUCAAACAAAAUCGCCGAGGACGCUUUAUAAAAGUAGCUGAGAUUGGAGCUGAUGGAAGGCGAAGUCAAGUUUACUUAGCAUUAUCAACAGCCGCAGAAUUUCGGGAUCAUUUAUCAACAUUUAGCGACUACUACGCUUCAUUAGGUCCCCCAAAUCCAGACAAUGUACCUGAAGAUGGCAAACUUAAAUCAGAAAUGAUGACUAAAGAUAAUAGAAGAUACUAUUUAGAUCUAAAAGAAAAUGCCCGCGGACGCUUUUUAAGGGUUUCUCAAACUAUAACACGUGGCGGUCCCCGUUCACAAAUUGCAAUACCAGCCCAGGGCAUGAUUGAAUUUCGUGAUGCUCUUACUGAUCUGUUAGAAGAAUUUGGCACUAACGAUGGCGGUUUUAAAGGAGAUUUGCCGGAAGAACGGCAUAUGAAGGUAGAUAAUAAAAAUUUCUACUUUGAUAUUGGACAAAACAACAGAGGUGUAUAUAUGCGAAUUAGCGAAGUAAAGUCAAAUUUUCGCACUGCUAUAACGGUUCCCGAAAAGUGCUGGACACGUUUUCGUGAUAUAUUUAAUGACUAUUGUGAAAAAAUGAAAAAAUCGUCCGAGUCACCGUCGUCUAUCACUGCCUAUAAUAGUAUAAUGCAACAGCAGCAACAACAAGAACAACCGCAGACAACAUCUAAUAAUAACUCAUCAAAAUAAAAUCAGAGAGGAGGAUAUAUAAGUACAAAAUAAGAUAUUAUGUUCGUAUAUAGAGAACAUAGGUAUUAUGACACAGUUUUAACAACCGAUUUUAUUAAUGUUACACCACCAUAUGCAUAGUUAAAUAAAAUUAUUUCAACGCAGAUAUGUAUACAUAUAUGUAUGUACAUAUGUAUUUCUGUAUUUUGUACUCAAUACACAAAUAAAAUAAUUACUUAAUUAAUUAACUGAAAGCCCAUUUUAUGAACUAUAUAA